CAGUGCUGGCGUUGACGCGCCGCUCGUCGGGUGCUGCUCAUCACCCGCCAUGGUACAUACAUUGGCCGUGGUGACGAUGACGAUGGUGCUGCACACGACGCUGGCUCAACAUGACCGUCUGCAGCUGCCGACGCCGGCCUGCACGUGAGGCAUGAGAUUUUCCUGCCUUCGCCGCCAUGCCACCAUGCCGCCCGCAACAAUAAGCUGCGCCCACUUGGCCGUGUCCGUGUCCGUGUCCGUGGCAGCGACAGCGACAGCAACAGCAACAGCAAUAACAACGACAGUGACAGCUAUAGCUAGGCACACGUUGCCUGGCACUGGCAUAACGGUCCAGAUCCAUGCCAUGACAUCGACUAGAGGGCGCCGCCGCCGCCCGUUGGUAAAGAGGAGCCUGCGUUGCGUGGCCGCUCUGUCGACACGACCGUUUGAUGCCAGGACCCUCGUGCUGUUAGGCCCAAGUACUCGCGGCCUAAAAGUACUCUACCCAUGCCCUACCAUGCUGAUGCCAAUGCUGCUGCUGCUGUUGCUGCGAGCCGGCGAGGGGAAAAUCCCUACAGCCACCCACUCCGCCCAUGCCAUGCCAUCCAGGGCCCCCGCUGCUUUAGCGAGCCUAUCUCAACACGACCAAGGCUUUUUUGACGCUGCCGACUUGUCAAUUUCAUGCAGCACCAGCACCCACGGCCCUGCCUGCUCCGGUGCCCGCCAACCACAGCCGACGAGAAGAAAAAAAGGGGACAAAGGAAAGGAAAAAAUGUUUGCUGGCCGUCACAGCCACAGCAAGCACGGCGGGUGCAGGGGCUUUGGUUGGCCUUGGGCGCCCGUCCGAGUCCAGAUGGAUGAGAACAAGCACAAGAGAACAGCGGGCGCACCAACAAGACGACGACAUCACAUCGCAUCGUGCUGCAUCGCCAAUCGCUUCGCAGCCAUCCAUGUCGGCCGCCGUCGCCUGUUCUCCUGCCUCGUCAUGGCUCUCAGACGCCCCGGCGCCGCCCUCGUGGUGCAGCUCCACUCCAUGGCCAGCUGA
Bipolaris sorokiniana ND90Pr is the source of this 1024-nucleotide messenger RNA. RefSeq lists its product as uncharacterized. The record is from RefSeq and is a predicted model, not a curated record. Lineage: Eukaryota; Fungi; Ascomycota; Dothideomycetes; Pleosporales; Pleosporaceae. The transcript has a single exon. Bases 152 to 1024 code for a protein of 290 amino acids.